AUGUCAGCUAGUACCAUCCCGGCCAAAAUGGCCCAUUACGCGCCGAUGACGGCUGAUCUCAGUCACAUUCCCACGCCGAGAGAGGUAAAUGCCGGCGAGGUGUUCAUUGCCCGCUUCAAAAAUUCUCACAAAAAAUACCGAGUCGAUAUCUGGGUCGGUGUGAUCCUCCCCGAUGGAUUUGAGCCAGGCAAAGGACUUAGCCGUCGACCAAAGGGCUCGCGACCGCUCAUACAGGGUGGUGCAUGGAAAACUCCGCUGAGAGAAAGGAUGUAUCCCGUUUACUUCCCGGGAAGAAACACCUUCCGGUGGACUAUCUUCAAUGAUCUUUUUAUGCUCGGUAUUCGGAUCCCAUUUCACUUCAAUGAGCCUAGCACCCGCAGUGAUGCUAAGGCUUUCCGAAAGAUUUUCAGGAUUGCUAAGCAGCAUCCCACCCUGCAGUUCUGGUUGGAGAUGGCCAACCAUGAGACUUCGAUCAAGGGCAAGUCUGGCACUGAAGUAUCGAUUGCCGUUCCGGAUGGAUAUGGUGCUAUGUAUGAUGGCGAAAGCUCCGACGAUGAUGGAAGUGGUGACGGGUCAUACGCAGAUGAUCUAGAUGAGCCAGAAUCUGGUGAUCGAUCUGCUAAUGUGCAGGCGACCAGUAGCUCAUUCUCUGCGUCGCGACUGAUCGGACCCUUUGGCAAGAGAGCAGAGACUCAAUCUACAUCUCUCCGAUUCCCUGGAGAGACAGCAUCAUUUCCGAGCUACUCCCAGUCCAAUUGUUCCGGUACCACACAGGCUCGUCAAGGUUCACCUGAACAGGUAUUCCCCGCUGUACUGAGACGAACUCAGUUGCCUACAUUCUCGGAGUCCAGCAGACCCAGAAUCGUGCAAGUCAAUAGCAGACUCAAGACCGAAGAUUCAAAAGACAGCUCAGCCAAGACCUCUGUUUUUGAUCUGACCUUACGCUCAGCUCUCCAGCAUGUCUUUCUGCAGGAAGAUGAUUCUUCCGAGGUUGUGGAAAUUUUCCGUGAAGUGCUCCAGACUCAAGACCAACCCGAAUUCUUACAAAUUCAGUCUUGGCUGAGGUCGCAUGAAUUUGCCCCUCUUGUGGUUCAAGUCAAUAAUCCACCGCUAAGAGCCGCCGACGGCAAUGCGUCACCGAACGUUGCGUCCCGCCAGAUCGGGGACGUUAUGAAUAUCCAUCGUAAAUACCAUCUAGCUGCCGUUUCCGACUCGACAGACCUACAGGACAAGAUCAUCUCUCUUGGCCGCCUUUACACACAAGCAAGGAGGUAUGAGAUGGUCCAGCUAAUUGACCUUAUCCGAAUCAAGCUGCAAGCUGCGUGGAAUUCGUAUCCUGGUCUUGCUCAGUUACAGCCGAUCCUGCAGGUAACUACGAUGGCAUUCAGCCGGGAACCUGUGGGCUACAAACAUGAUAAUCUCCAAAAGUGGCUGAUCGAGUUUAUCGCCGACGCACAUGACCUGUUCCUCUAUGACUGCCCAAGCAAUUUCUGGGCUGUCAUGCAGGAGCUUCCAGAACUGUAUUCAGAGAUCUCGAAGAUUCGAACCGAAAUACACACAAAGUCCCCGCAACGCUAUGCGGAUAUUGUUUCCCUGAUGCGCAGCCGGGGAAUCGAGAAAGUGUGA
Messenger RNA from Penicillium cinerascens, 1626 nucleotides. RefSeq lists its product as uncharacterized. The transcript is spliced from 2 exons. The coding region runs from base 1 to 1626 and encodes 541 amino acids. The record is from RefSeq and is a predicted model, not a curated record. NCBI's taxonomy places the organism in Eukaryota, Fungi, Ascomycota, Eurotiomycetes, Eurotiales, Aspergillaceae.